AUGCGAAAUGACCCUGCGUGGAUUAGUUACUCUCUGAACCAGGAGCAUUUUACCGACCUUGACACCACGCCAGAUGAGGAUGAGGAUGAGAGCAAGAGAGCACAAGUAUUUUCAGGACCAGUUCCACACAAUGCUUCUGAUCCCGAAAAUGCUGAUUUCUUGAUUGCAACUCAACUGGCAAAGCUAUCAGUCGCUGAUCGAGAAAAGGUGUACAAUGACGUCCAUGGGAUACCAGACGACUGUGUCGAGGAAACUCCAGAACUAAUUCACAACAGUUUGUGGGGAUUGCAACACGAGAUCGAUAUUUUACCCGACAAGAAAGCAUACAACAUUGCUGAACGACUAAAUCCAAAAUAUACCCACGAUAGAGAGUUUCGACUUGCGUUUCUUCGAUGCGAGAAGUUUGAUUGUCAAAAGGCAGCACUUCGGUUUGUCCGUCACUUUCAGAUGAAGCUGGACUUGUUUGGACAUGAUAAGCUUGCGAAGGAUAUUACUCAAGAUGAUUUGGACAUGGAUACCAUGGAUUGCCUCUAUAGCUCUAGCGGGAGAUUCUUGAACGCGUAUGAUACGCGGGGAAGAGUCAUCAAUAUGCAGGUUCAAAUACGCAAAGCGUACAAGACCGACACGAUUCUUCGAAAGGCCUUUUAUAACUUCAUGACAGCAUGCCGCCGUGGCGUGGACAUACAACGGCGUGGCUUUGUAAAUGUCAGUAUCCACCCUGGAGAUGAAAUUAAGGGCACGAGUGCGGAAAAUGCUGACCUUUAUUGGAAGUUGCCAAAGCUAAAUGAAGGAGUUCCCAUGUGCCUCUCGGCUGUACAUCUAUGUUACACUACUAAAGGAGCAUGGGAAGGUCGUCUUGCAGUGGCCAAGACUGCGCUCAGCAAAGAAAACCAAGUGAGAUGUAGGGCGCAUUGUGGCCCGAUUCUCAAAUGCUUUGAAGAACUGCGUGGUCAUGGAAUCGACCCAUCAUGCAUACCUGUGAACAACAAAGGCGAGAUUACCGACCUUGUUAAAGAUCGCAAGGUAAUCGAACAACAAAGGCGGCAGGAGCGCUUGAAGUAUCCUACUCAUAGCUCGAUUGCUGUUCCAUUUUGCGAGGACGUUCUGUUGGGCAAGGGCACCCCAUUUCAGAUCCAUCAUGGCAACAAAAAAUUGCAACAGUUUGUAGCAGAUCGGUUAAAGAAGUACGAAAGGGCGCAAAAAGGGACAAAGAAGGCUGUUGCCCAUGAAAUCAUUGCUGUCGUUAGAAGCAACGGAGGCCUUUUCCUAAAACAAGAUGGCAACUGGUGGGUUCCAGUCACCGAUGAUGUCUCGCUAUUGAAAGUGGGCGCCCUUUUUCGAUAUUUGCGGUUGAAGAGUGGAACAAAGUAG
Molecule: messenger RNA, 1371 nt
Organism: Cylindrotheca closterium
Lineage: Eukaryota; Bacillariophyta; Bacillariophyceae; Bacillariales; Bacillariaceae
Source: the annotation of a GenBank genome assembly